Molecule: messenger RNA, 2457 nt
Organism: Rhipicephalus sanguineus (brown dog tick)
Lineage: Eukaryota; Metazoa; Arthropoda; Arachnida; Ixodida; Ixodidae
Gene: DZIP1
Product: cilium assembly protein DZIP1L
Exons: 16
Coding region: 1-2457 (818 amino acids)
Biological process (GO): cilium assembly
Cellular component (GO): ciliary basal body; cytoplasm
Source: RefSeq, a predicted model, not a curated record
AUGUCCAGUGGCGGCGCUCCGGUGCGCGCCACGCGUUCGGUGCAAGCGACGCGUCACCAUGGUAACGGCUGCCAUGGUCCCAAUCGCGUGCCUGGAGAUUCCAUCAGCGCUGCGCCGGCCUCGCCGGCCACGGACACCAGCAUGCAGCAGGGUCCGGAGCCGGCCGCCUCUGACGCUGAAGGGUCAGUGGAGCCAGUGGUGUCGCUGCACAGAUUCCAGUUCCACAGCCGCUGCCAGAAAAUCGACUGGCGCAAGAUCGCGGCUGUGGACGUGGACCAGGUGGCUCGCGAGGUCGACGUGAACGCGCUGCAGAAGAAUGUCACCCACCUCACCUUCUGCGACAUCGACCACGAGCUGGAAGGAACGUCAGUAGACCCCAACUUCAUCAAGUUGUUCAAGCUUGCGCAACUCUGCAUUGAAUACCUCAUGUAUUCGCAGGACAUUCUACUCCAGUCGCUGACCGACACCGAGGACCAACUGGCGGAGGCGAUGCAGGCGCUGGAAGAGGAGCGCAAGUUCCGCAUUUGCGACCAGGAGGCCAUACGUGAACUGCAGCGUGAGAACCGCAAGCGACGCCGCAUCAUCGAAAACCAGCAGCUGGAGAUGUUGCGCUCUGACCGCUUCGCACCCACGGGAGCACCUUGCCCGUACUGCCGCAAGGUGUUCGUCAGCCUGGCGUACCUGCAAGCGCACGUGGUGCGACGGCACCCGGACAAGCCCGCGCCGACUGAGGACGCUCUGCUGGCGCAGUGGCAGCGAGUGGCCACUGGCACGGCGCUGCCAACGGCGACCGAGUUGAACCGGGGCUUGCAGGAACUCAGGGGCCUCCUGCUGCAGAAAGAAGACGGGCCCGACCACGCCGAGGACAAACUGCUCUUCCGCGACGAACUGCUCUGUCGGCUGGACGAGCUUCAGCGAAAGUGCGACAGCCUGGCGGUGGGUGGUCGCAAGCUAGGCUCGGCGGGUGCUGCUGCCGGCGAGGCGAGUCCCUGGGAGCUGUCGGUCGAUCCCCCCGGCUCGUUCUCCGAGGGGCAGGCGGCGCUGGCCAGCCUUUCCCAACAGCUGAUCCAACAGAAGGAUGAAGUGAGCCGCCUUCUCGCGCAGCAGGAACGACUCUUCCUGCAGCGCAUGGACGCGCUCGCCAAGGACGUCGUGGCGCUCGCCAAGACGAGCACCAGCCUGGAGAGGAAGCUGUCCCAAAUGGAGGAUCCCUUUAGUGGCCGCGCUCACCACCGUCACUCGCUGCUCUACCGCGAGGGGGCGGCACCGCUUGGUGCAGGGAUCGGCCUGCUGGCCGACGGCUCCAACUCGCCCAUGCGCUUAUCCAGGCCUUACUCCGAAGCCGUCAAGGCGUCUCCACUGCGCUUUCCUCAGAGCACGCUGUCUAUGCCCGUGCCAGCUCCUCGGCAGCGAGUGCUCUACAAUGGAAAGGGUCUGAGGCAGCCGCCGUCGCUUAUUCUACCACGAAAGGAUUCCAGGGUUCAUCCAAAAGUAGCCCAGAGUGGCCCCAUAAAAGAGCAGCGUGAGAUCAGCAGCCGGCGUGUGACGCGCCAUGAGGCCAACAGCGAGGGUCGCUCUGAGCGCAUGAAGUCGGCUGUGCACAGCACGCCGAACCUCAUCGACGCACUCAAGGAGGAGAUCAUGGACCUCACCCGAAACAAACUGUCCGGCAUCGGAAUCAACGAGCUGGGCAAAGCUUCGGUGACGGACAGCAUCUUCCGAGACUGCAGCAAGAGGCUCAACUCUGAGCGACGGCUCCUAGCGAAGAAAAACAAAAAGUUCUUCGACGUUCGUCAUCGCAACGGACCGUUGUCGGAAGACCUGUCUACGCCGAAGGCCGCCCGAGGCACUCCCGAAGGUAGCUGGCCUUUCGAGGUGAACAGCCGAAACAGCUCAAAGGUGGCCAUCCCGCCAUCAAGCAUCCCGAACACGGAUACUCCGAAGGAGGGCUUCGCCUUCAAUAGGUGUGAUUCUUCGGCCAGCUCGGCGGCGUCUCCGAGCAGGGGCGAGGGGCCCGUGAGUAGCUGCCGCUACAGCACUGCUACGCCUGCUCCUCUCAGCAGCUGCAGCAGCGGACUGCACAGGCCCCGCCGCUUCCUGGCUCGCUCGGGCCGCUCCCGUCAGCCUUCUUCGAUCGCCACUUCGCACGACAUAAUAAAGCCUCUCAUCUCCAGCAGCGACGACGACGACUGCAUCGUGGGUGGCCGGCAGCGCGCGCCGGCCUGCGCCACCAGCAGCAGGUAUUCCUCGGUGGCAUCCAAGACGCACCCUCCCGCCGGCCGGCCCAAGUCGUCGCGACCGCAGACGCGCAUCACCGACCUGGUGCAGUCGAUCGAGUCGCAGCUGCUCAACCGGUCGGCACGACCUCCGAUGGGCGCCGUGAACUACCGUCAACGAGGGUGCCCACCGCAAGGAGUCCGGGGUGAGGAUUCUGCCAGUGGCUCCGCUAAGCGCUGA